Trachemys scripta elegans is the source of this 3106-nucleotide messenger RNA. RefSeq names its product SH3 and cysteine rich domain 2 (gene STAC2). Gene Ontology annotation, biological process: positive regulation of voltage-gated calcium channel activity; positive regulation of protein localization to plasma membrane; skeletal muscle contraction. The transcript has 11 exons. The record is from RefSeq and is a predicted model, not a curated record. Gene Ontology annotation, molecular function: protein binding. Gene Ontology annotation, cellular component: extrinsic component of cytoplasmic side of plasma membrane. NCBI's taxonomy places the organism in Eukaryota, Metazoa, Chordata, Testudines, Emydidae. Bases 319 to 1530 code for a protein of 403 amino acids.
AGCCAGCGCCGAGCAGCCCGGCCGGAUCGCAGCGCGGGGCACAGCCCGGGGGUUUUAGUUACAGGGGGACGGGCUUGCGGGGGGUCCGGGACAAGCCAGGGGCCGGGGUUUGCUACGCGUCUUGGGGGGGAUUUAUUGUAAUCGAGUUAAUAUAAGGGGCGAUCAAGAAGUUUGAUUUCCAAGUGUGGACAGGGGGAGCCGGGGCUGCCCUCCCCCCCCGGGAGCACCCAGGCGGGCUUUUAUUCUUUUCUUGAAAACCAGAGAGGUCGGGGGGGAUUUUCUCCCCCCUCCCCAUCUUGACCUAUUUGCACCAGCGUCAUGACGGAGCUAACCGAAAAGGAGAAUGACCCCCAAAACCCAGAUGCCCAGCGGUCCCCGGGCACCAUCUCCAGCCUCCAUGAAACGAAGAUGCAGAGGCUCAAACGCUCGCUGUCCCUCAAGACCAUCCUGCGUAGCAAGAGCGUGGAGAACUUCUUCCUGCGAUCCAACAGCGAGCUCAAACUCCCCUGCGAGGUGCUUCUGAGCCCCCCGACGCCCUUGCCGCCCCCGUCCCCCCCGCCGAUGCCCACCGAGGCUGUCCUGCCCCGGGCCGAGCACUCGCCCAUCGCCUGCCACCGGGCCCUGGCGCCCCUCAAGCCCAUGAGAACACACAGCUUCCAGGAGCACGUCUUCAAGAAGCACAGCCCGUGUGAGAUGUGCCACCAGCUCAUCGUAGGCAAUUCGAAGCAAGGCCUGCGGUGUAAAACGUGCAAGGUUAGCGUGCACCUGUGGUGCUCGGAGGAGGUCUCGCACCAGCAGUGUCCCGGCAAGACGGCCACCUCCUUCCGGCGCAACUUCAGCUCCCCCCUUCUGGUGCAGGAGCCUCAGCAGAACAGCUCCAAGGAGUCACCCCCUGCAGGCCCCAGCGGGAGGGUGGAUCCCAUCUACGAGACACUGCGCUACGGCACCUCGCUGGCUCACCUGAACCGCUCCAGCUUCAGCAGCACCUCGGAGUCGCCCACCAGGAGCCUGAAUGAGAAGGACGAGGCCGGGGAGGACGCAGACGGCAGCGCGGAGGAGAGCCACAGUGACAGCGCAUUCACGGCCCCCCCCGAGGGCGAAAGUCCUGGCUCAGAGGAGAAGAGCCCUGAGCAGCAGGCUGCCGGGGGUUCCUCGCGGAAGGACGUCUCCCCCAUGUACUCCUACGUGGCUCUCUACAAGUUCCUGCCCCAGGAGCACAACGACCUGCCCUUGCAACCCGGAGACAGGAUCAUGCUGGUCGAUGACUCCAAUGAAGACUGGUGGAAGGGCAAAAUCGGCGACCGGGUGGGCUUCUUCCCGGCCAACUUCGUGCAGAGAGUGCGCCCAGGCGAGAGCGUCUGGAAGUGCUGCCGGCCCUUCUACGGCAACAAGGAGCAGGGACAGAUGAGCCUCAAGGAGAGCCAGAUCUGCGUUGGCGUGGGGAAAAGCAAGGAGAAUGAAGGCUUCCUCAAGGUGACCAGCGGCAAGAAACGAGGCCUGGUGCCCGCCGACGCCCUGACGGAGAUCUGAAGGGAGCAAUUGAGUCGUCUGACCCUCUUUCUCCCGGCAACGGGGAUGGGGCCUCUGUAGCCCGCCCCAGCCCAGCACUCACUAGCCUGCCCCUCACCGCUUCCCUGUGCUAGGAGCACAUCGGCUAAUAUAGUUUCCACACUGGACUUGGAGGGGUUUCUUCUGAGGGUGACUACUCUCUGCCAUCUCGGUGGCCAGCAGAGGGCAGAAGCAGGUGGUGGAUUAAUUCCCACUCUCCUGUCUAGGCUGAGCCUGCCUGAUCCUACCCCCUCCGGCUUUGUUUUUGUAGCAGGGGCAACGGAUUCCCCAGCAGCAUGUAUGUCAAUAGCCCCACAGAGCAGCAAGUGGCAGGAGAUUCUCCCAGCUCCCAUCUAACCCUUCGCCCCAUCCCUGUCUCUGUCUUUUCCCUGGCGGGCAGCACUCCCCGGACUGAGGAGGACGACUCCAGAUCCAGCCGGCCGGGAUGCCACAGGGAGGGGGCCUCCAUCGCUCAUAGUGCCCCCCGGCUCCCGGUAGGAGGACACUGCUGCCCACGCCAUCCCGCAUGCGUAGAACGUGUGGAAAUCCAACAGCUCCUGGCCGGCCUCGUGGCUCGGAGGGGCAUGUGGACUGUGUGUAGCGUCUGUCUGUCUGUGCGUGCCUCCGUGUGUUAGUUAAAGCAUGGGACCUCUCGGAAACCACGUGAGUUUGUCCUUUAACCACUCAGGGCCGGAAUCGUCCAUGUCAAAGCAAAGGGGCAGGCCUGCGUCUUCUGUGGGACCGAGGGGGGGGGCUUUCUCAUCACUUGGGUCUGCCUCCCUGGAGGUUUCUUCGGCACUGGUGGCUCCUCCAUGGACUCAUUUACCCGACCUCAGGAAUCUUCGGCCAGAUCCACGGGAGACUCAAAGCACGAGGGACCCAUCCCUCUCUCCAGGGCGUUCCCUGCCUAUCCAGGGUCACUGCCAGCUCCUCCUCCCUCCCCCAUGGGCUUUGCCAUCCCUUCCCCUUGGCGGGCCGUGAACACCGUCAGCCAUUUCCCUGGCCUGAGGCCAGCCCCCGUCUCUGCUCUGCACUCCCCCCUUUAGUGCAGCCCCCCACCCCCAGCUCAUCUCUGCAGCCCCUCCCCAUGGCUGUGGUUCAGGUGUGUCGACACCCCGGCCUCCCCCUCCCCCGGCUCUGUCUGGUUGUCAUUGGAGCACUGGGGGCGUUACAGAGCACGGACAUGGGGCAGAGCUUGUCUCCUGGGCGGGGUGACUCCUUCCCCAACUCAGGGCCAUUCAGUGCUAGAUUGCUGGGGAAGGGUUCCCAGGUCCUGACUCUGGGCAGAUCCCUGGGAUUCCCUCUGUCCUGGUGCCCUGCGGGGCCACCUCCUCAGCAAGGUCCCCCUGGCACCAGCCACGACCCCCUCCCUCCAAUGUGCACACACAAUCACUGCAGCCUGGUGGGGGGGAAUCUGCCCCACUCCCAGAUCAACUCACCUAAGCAAUAAUGUCCGGCGCCGGUCUGGCCCCUGCGGCGCGGCGCAGCACCUGUAUAGAGAGAAUGCAUGAGAGCUCGGCCAGUGGCCUGGCCCACCCAGUUCCACAUUAAAUGUUAC